Molecule: messenger RNA, 567 nt
Organism: Echinostoma caproni
Lineage: Eukaryota; Metazoa; Platyhelminthes; Trematoda; Plagiorchiida; Echinostomatidae
Source: the annotation of a GenBank genome assembly
AUGGCUGCGAGAUCGAAAAAACUACUGAAAGUUAUCGAUGGAAUUCGUUCCUGGAAUAUAACGUUUGUGGAAAUCGAUGAAAAUCUGAAGGGUGAAAAUUUCCAGAUCGCUAUUCACGGAUUCCCACAUCAACCCACUUGUAUGGCGUUCGAUCCUAUUCAAAAGAUUGUCGCAAUCGGUACAAAAACCGGCAUCAUACGAAUAUUCGGUCGUCCCGGAGUGGAUUACGUUGUUUCCCAUCCUUCUUCAUCAGCGGUUAUUGAAGUCAUAUUUCUCAUCAAUGAGGGCGGUUUAAUAUCCAUCUGUCAGGACGAUGUGGUGCACUUAUGGAAUAUAAAACAAAAGAAUCCGGAGCUGGUUCACUCUCUUCAGUUCAAGCUUUGUUGUUGGGCGAUCUUUAUCGUUGCCACUGUCACCAUUUCUAAGCUUGCGAGGAACAGGCAAGUAAAUGCCGAGAGCACUAUCGAACUAAAUAUACCGAAACUAAGCAAUCCAGAUCUCCUAUACGCGCGAGCCCCACUGUUUAAAACACCCACGCAUGUCACCUGGUGUCUAUCCACUGACUGA